CUAUCGAUAAUUCCCCAAAUUCUCAAUCAAAUAACGAUCCCAAUCUUUUGGUUGAAAGUGGUGGAGAACAAUCUACUAAGAAUAAUUAUUCUGAAAAUCAUGAAUCAACAGUCAGUUUCAAUAAGCUAUUUGACCCAAAUAUUUUUGGGAAUUGGAUAAGUGGGACAGGAAGUAACGAUCAUUUGAAUUCAAAUAUACCUAAACCUGUAGUAGAUAAUAAUAGUUUAAAGAAAGGUCUUGAUUCAAUAAGAUUAUCAAAACAAUCGGACUUUUCAAUAAUUUUAGAACAAGAUGAAGAAUUGGACAAAUCUUUUGAGAAUGUAUUGGAUGAGAUGAAUAUUCAUGGGUUACCACGUAAUAAAAUGUUGCAAAUGUCAGAAGAUCAUAAGAAGAUAUUGAUAUUUCAAUUUAAACAUAAUAAAGCUCUUGACAAAUCAGAGCAAAAGGACAAUAUGGAUAAACCAAUACGGAAACAAAAAGGAAUAGAACCUAUGAAACAGGUUCUAAAAAAUCACAAUGAUAAUAGUGAUGAAGCAAGAUCACCGCGAAAGAUUAUGCGCGAUUCAUUUACAAGUACAAUUGGGAGUGAUGUGGAUUCGAAUAAAAGUCCGUCAUUAAAUAAACCUUUAAUGACAUCCUUGCUUAAUUCAGAUCGGGAUUCUUUAGAGCAAUCUUCAACUGAUGUGCAAGAAGAAAUACCUCAAUCCCCAUUAAUAAGUUCGGGGGGAUUUUUUAGUUCAUGGUUUGGAUUAUCAUCAUCUACCAAAGUUCAAAAAACUCCAAACUAUUAUGUAGAUAAAUUGUCGCAAAAGAAUGUUUCACCAAAAUCAUUAGCAGAAAGAUUACAAUCAUUGCGUUUAACGUUAACUACGGCAAAAUUAUCGUGGAUAAAGAGUUUUAUUGAUGACAAUGGAUUGGCAGCAUUGGAAUGUGUUCUUGAAAGAUAUACGGCAGGAACAAGGAGAAUUAUUCUAAGAAAUUCCGAUCAUGAUGAUAGAAUUUAUUCAGAAUUAUUUUGUCUUCAUACACAAGAUAAUAAACUGAGAUCACAAGUAGCGGACGUCUUAGCUGCUAUAUGUGUAAUAUCUCUAAAAGGUCAUGAAUUAGUAUUAUCAGCAUUUUCAGAUUUUAGACAAAUUUAUGAAGAAAAAUUUAGAUUUCAAUAUUUAAUUGAAACUUUAAGAGGAAAAAAAGAAGAUAACAGCACUUUAAUGGAACAUAAGACCGCUUAUUUAAGAUUAAUUAAUGCCAUCGUUAAUUCACCUGAGGAAGUUGAAGAAAGAAUGUUAUUGAGGGAUGAAUUUUAUAGGAGAGGGUUGUCAGAAGUAUUUGCCAUUUUUAAAACUUCUAAUCCACCUGAAUCAUUAUUAACGCAAAUUCAUUUGUAUGAAGAAGAGAAUCAAGAUGAUUUAGAAGAAUUAUAUGAAAAAGUUCAUGAUAUUGUAAGAGAUGCAGAUGAUCCAUUCUCUGUAGUUAUUGAACUUGUAAAACAAGUUGAAUAUGAUUAUGGUUUGUAUUCAAGAAUUAUUGAAACUCUAAAAAAUUUCUUAAGAAUUGCUUGUAAGGAUUUAGAAGACGAUGAUCAGAAUGAUAUUUUGAAUAUUAUGGAAUUAUUUAUUGAAAGAAUAAGUUCAAUAACAAAUAUUAAAGAAGAAUGGCCGAUCUUUAUGAAUGAAUUUUUCUAUUCAAUUGGUGAUAUAGUAGGACAAUAUUCUGUUGAAACUUUAACAAAAGAAAAAGAUGACAUAUUAGAACAAAUAGAAUUGAAUAAAACUUCAAAUAUAUCUGUCUCGAAUAUAUCAAAUAAUUUAACAUCAAAUGCAAAAUCUAAUAAUGACGAACACGAACAUCUU
Funneliformis mosseae is the source of this 1853-nucleotide messenger RNA. The record is from the annotation of a GenBank genome assembly. Lineage: Eukaryota; Fungi; Glomeromycota; Glomeromycetes; Glomerales; Glomeraceae.